UCACAACCCACAUACUGCAUGCACACGCGCGCGCGCGCGCGCACACACACACACACACACACACACGCUGCAUGCUGCAUACACAAGUCACAUGGGAAAUAAACUCCUGUCCCAGCUCCAAACAGACCCCAUCUCUGGCUCAACUGCUGUCAUCCUAGACCUGUUUAUUUUGCUACAUUUCUAAAAUCUGCCAGUGCCUGCAAAAAGAAGACAUGGGAGGUUUUCUACCCAAGGCAGAAGGGCCCGGGAGCCAACUCCAGAAACUUCUGCCUUCCUUUCUGGUCAGAGAACAAGACUGGGACCAGCACCUGGACAGGCUUCACAUGCUGCAGCAGAAGAGGAUUCUAGAGUCUCCACUAUUUCGAGCAGCCAAGGAAAAUGACCUGUCUGUCCUUAGGCAACUUCUACUGGACCGCACCUGUGACCUCCGACAAAGAGGAGCCCUGGGGGAGACGGCACUGCACAUAGCAGCCCUCUAUGACAACUUGGAGGUGGCCUUGGUGCUGAUGGAGGCUGCCCCAGAGCUGGUCUUUGAGCCCACCACAUGUGAGGCUUUUGCAGGUCAGACUGCACUGCACAUCGCUGUUGUGAACCAGAACGUGAACCUGGUGCGAGCGUUGCUCACCCGCAGGGCCAGUGUCUCUGCCAGAGCCACGGGCACUGCCUUCCGCCAUAGUCCCCGCAACCUCAUCUACUUUGGGGAGCACCCUUUGUCCUUUGCUGCCUGUGUGAACAGCGAGGAGAUCGUGCGGCUGCUCAUCGAGCAUGGAGCUGACAUCCGGGCCCAGGACUCCCUGGGAAACACAGUGUUACACAUCCUCAUCCUCCAGCCCAACAAAACCUUUGCCUGCCAGAUGUACAACCUGCUGCUGUCCUACGACAGACAUGGGGACCACCUGCAGCCCCUGGACCUCGUGCCCAAUCACCAGGGUCUCACCCCCUUCAAGCUGGCUGGAGUGGAGGGUAACACUGUGAUGUUCCAGCACCUGAUGCAGAAGCGGAAGCACAUCCAGUGGUCAUAUGGACCCCUGACCUCCAUUCUCUAUGACCUCACGGAGAUUGACUCCUGGGGAGAGGAGCUGUCGUUUCUAGAGCUUGUGGUCUCCUCAGAUAAACGAGAGGCUCGUCAGAUUCUGGAACAGACCCCAGUGAAGGAGCUGGUGAACUUCAAGUGGAGCAAGUACGGGCGGCCGUACUUCUGCGUCCUAGCUGCCUUGUACCUGUUCUACAUGAUCUGCUUCACCAUGUGCUGCGUCUACCGCCCCCUUAAGUUCCGUGGUGGCAACCGCACUCAUUCUCGAGACAUCACCAUCCUCCAGCAAAAACUACUACAGGAGGCCUACAAGACACGUGAAGAUAUCAUCAGGCUGGUGGGGGAGGUGGUGAGCGUCACUGGGGCUGUGAUCAUCCUGCUCCUAGAGAUCCCAGACAUCUUCAGGGUUGGUGCGUCUCGAUAUUUUGGACAGACGACUCUUGGGGGGCCAUUCCAUGUCAUCAUCAUCACCUAUGCCUCUCUGGUGCUGGUGACCAUGGUGAUGCGGCUCACCAAUACCAAUGGGGAGGUGGUGCCCAUGUCCUUUGCCCUGGUGCUGGGCUGGUGCAGUGUCAUGUAUUUCGCCCGAGGAUUCCAGAUGCUGGGCCCCUUCACCAUCAUGAUCCAGAAGAUGAUUUUUGGAGACCUAAUGCGUUUCUGCUGGCUGAUGGCUGUGGUCAUUUUGGGAUUUGCCUCCGCGUUCUAUAUCAUUUUCCAGACAGAGGACCCAACCAGUCUGGGGGAAUUCUAUGACUACCCCAUGGCACUGUUCAGCACCUUCGAGCUUUUUCUCACCGUUAUUGAUGCGCCUGCCAACUACGAUGUGGACUUGCCCUUCAUGUUCAGCAUUGUCAACUUCGCCUUUGCCAUCAUUGCCACACUGCUCAUGCUCAACCUGUUCAUCGCCAUGAUGGGUGACACCCAUUGGAGGGUGGCCCAGGAGAGGGAUGAGCUCUGGAGGGCCCAGGUCGUGGCCACCACAGUGAUGCUGGAGCGAAAGCUGCCUCGCUGCCUGUGGCCUCGCUCCGGGAUCUGUGGGUGCGAGUACGGGCUGGGGGACCGCUGGUUCCUGCGGGUUGAGAACCACAAUGAUCAGAAUCCUCUGCGAGCGCUUCGCUAUGUGGAAGCAUUCAAGAACUCAGACAAGGAGGAUGACCAAGAGCAUCUUUCUGAGAAACAGCCCUCUGGGGCUGAGAGUGGGACUCUAGCCGGAGCCUCCCUGGCCUUCCCAAAUUCCUCCCUAUCCCGGACCACGUCCCAGAGCAGCAGUCACCGAGGCUGGGAGAUCCUUCGUCGAAACACCCUGGGGCACUUGAAUCUUGGACUGAACCUUAGUGAGGAGGAUGGAGAGGAGGUCUACCAUUUCUGAUUAGCAUCACUGUCACUCUUGACCUUACUCCCGGUUAGUCUGGGGGUGGGGACAGACACAGAGACAUCUGCCUAUGCAAGUGUCUAACUUCUGUGCCUGUUAAUCAUGGGAGGAUGGGACAGGAGAGUCCAUAAGGGGCCAUGUCUCACACUUCACAUGAGAAUUUCUGGCAAUGGACAACGGUCAUCUAUUGUCUUACGUAUUUUCUGGGUUCUUGUAAGUCCCACAUCUCAGGAAAAAGGAAGUCGGCAACUAAAGACAUGUGGUAGGGAUGCUAGAUUAAUGUCAGGACCAUUUCUCUUCUGCCCCACACAGUCCCUAGAAAGUAGUAAGCUGUGGCCAGGUGUGGUGGCUCAUGCCUGUAAUCCCAGCACUUUGGGAGGCUAAGGC
Molecule: messenger RNA, 2792 nt
Organism: Cebus imitator (Panamanian white-faced capuchin)
Lineage: Eukaryota; Metazoa; Chordata; Mammalia; Primates; Cebidae
Gene: TRPV5
Product: transient receptor potential cation channel subfamily V member 5
Exons: 15
Coding region: 213-2402 (729 amino acids)
Biological process (GO): calcium ion import across plasma membrane
Cellular component (GO): membrane
Molecular function (GO): calcium channel activity; protein binding
Source: RefSeq, a predicted model, not a curated record